Messenger RNA from Saccostrea cuccullata (small rock oyster), 1128 nucleotides. RefSeq names its product serine protease 33-like. The coding region runs from base 49 to 1068 and encodes 339 amino acids. The record is from RefSeq and is a predicted model, not a curated record. Gene Ontology annotation, biological process: proteolysis. Lineage: Eukaryota; Metazoa; Mollusca; Bivalvia; Ostreida; Ostreidae. Gene Ontology annotation, molecular function: serine-type endopeptidase activity. The transcript is spliced from 7 exons.
GCAUGCGUCAGUUUCUUAUCAUUGUCCUGCUUUUCACACUCGGCAGCCAUGUCUGGGAAUCCAUUGAAAUUUUGCAUUUUCCUUUCACUGAUUGGAGGAGUGGCAUUACAAGAUUUGUGUCACACAAAUUAUGGAGGAACCUGCGUUAAUUAUUACUUUAAUAACUGCCUGUCCGGCUACUCCUAUACCAGGAGUGGGUGUGGCUUUCAAGAAAUGUGCUGCAUUCCUCCAAAGUUUCAAUUAACUCCGCCAAUUCACCCAGGUCAGUGUGGAUUAAGUACACCUAUAACGACACAUCAAUAUAAAAUAGUGGGAGGCACAAGGGCUAAACCUGGCGAAUUCCCUUGGCAGGUUUCAAUGAGAUCAAAUGGACAUCACGUGUGCGGAGGAAUACUUAUAGCUGACCAAUGGGUUCUCACAGCUGCUCACUGCUUCAAUGAGAACAAAAACCCAAGAGCUUGGACGGUAGUAGUGGGAGAAAAUGACCGGGCUGUGCUGGAGGGGCACGAAAUCCUAGAGAAGGUGGACACACUAUUCGUCCACUCCCACUAUAGCCAAAGUCAGUACUUCAACGACAUCGCUAUGUUAAAAUUGGGGAACCCUGUUCCCGCCUUUACAGAAUACGUCAGACCCGUCUGUCUCCCGUCAGCCAAUGAGAGUUACGAUGGAAUGAUUUGUACCGUGACCGGUUGGGGCGCUGCGUAUAGCGGCGGCCUUGGCACACGUGGCCUUUAUAAAGCAAACGUUCCUCUGAUCUCCAAUUCAGUGUGUUCAUAUCUAAUGGACAAAACCAUUCCAGCUACGGAAGUGUGUGCUGGGAGAAAACAUGGUGGCGUUGACUCGUGUCAGGGGGAUUCGGGAGGCCCGAUGGUGUGUAUCAAAGACGGUGUCUGGAAAAUCGUGGGUAUCGUGUCGUGGGGGUACUCCUGUGCCGAGGCCUACCAGCCGGGGGUGUACACCCGUGUCUCCGCCUACCUCGACUGGAUCCAGUCCGUCCUGGCGUAUUACGGGGGCCCCUCCGGAUCCGCUCCAGUGGUGGGGAAAAGGGGCGUGGUCCAAUAUCCAUAAACACGCUGUUAUGGAUCUUUUGUAGAUUUAAUGGCUUGUAUUUUGAAAUUAAAAUUGAUU